UGCAGAGAUUCGAUCGGAUUCGAAUCGCGUCUUGAAAGUCAAACGAACGCCGGCUGAAUACCGGCUCGAAAUCAAUGCCGAGGAGAACAGAGGGAGUCUUUUCAGUCUCUUCUCGAUCGCUUCUGUGUAUCUCUUGUGGCCGUUGUAGCUGCCCGUUCGUCUCUUAUUGGCUCGUAAAGAGUGCUGGAUCCCGGAGCCUCAUGCAAGUAUAAAACGUCGGGUCCUCCUUAAGCGACGGGAAUACCCGCUGCCAUAAAAUUCGACGAUUCGUGGCUGUACUUGGCAUCCUUGAAGUUCCAACUGUCAAUCCUGAAAGGAUUCUCAAUUUCUUGACGCCUCUUCGAGGAUUAUUCUGCGGACGAGCACCCCACACGAUUUAUCCCGACUUCGGGUUUCAUGAAAAUUCCUCGACGUGUCACGGGAAUGAUCGUCCCUUUUUUUCAGAUUCCAUUCUUCAUGGCUUUGAGCCUGGUUUCGGCCACCCGGCUGAGUCUGCUACCCUACGCCUACUUGUCGGCGCCUUUCCCGGUGACCCACCACUUCCAGGACACGAGGACAGGCGUGCACGCGUACAGUUACGCUGGAGGUCCCUCGGCCAAGGAGGAAAUCAAGGACGCCGAUGGGGUUCUUCGAGGAUCCUACAGCUACGUGGACGCGAACGGUAUCCUGCAAUCUGUCUUCUACAUCGCGGACGAGAACGGUUUCCGCGUGGCGGCCACGAACUUGCCCACGGACGACAACCUGGAACCCGCAGAGAGUCACAUCCUGCUGGCCAGAAGCGCGGAUUCGGAAAAGUCGAGCCGCAAGAAGCGUAGCGCCGAGGAGUCUCCUCAGAAUCCAGAUCAGAAAGAUGUUAAGAACAUCAGCGAUCAGGGAUCAAGCUCGGAGCCCCAGCAGCUGUCGAUCCCUUCGAAUCAGCAGAACGAAUCGCAGGACAAAAUCGAAAAGGAAUACGGGGUCGUUAUCAUCAAUCCGGGUGAUCAACCCAGCGAUACCCCUCUGGAGACCAAACCAGCCAAGCCUCAGUUCGUUUCAGUUCCCAACCUAUUUGAAAGUCUGCUUUCCGACCACGAGAACCGCAACGAGCUGUACAAGCAGUUGGGCAUAGAGGGCUCGAAGUCGAAGAACGCGGUCAAAAUCGACCCUGAACCGAUCACCGUCGUUCCGUCGUCUGUGGCGGUUCCGCUGACCUCUCCAGUUAUCGCCAAGACAGGUGUCCCGCUUUUGUCCGUAAUCGCGAACGAGCCUCUUCCGGUCAUCGCGGCUCAACUAGGACCCUCGGUUGCUACGUCCUUCUCCAACCAAGCUGUUACUCAAAUUCAUGGACCGUCCAGGGCAGACAUAGCUGCUUCCAACCUCGUCGCUAAACCUGUCGCUACAAGCAAAGACGCACCAGCCGAGUCUACAAUCUCCAGAGAGGUCCUUCCAGUGGUACCACUUACCAAGGCUGCCACGUCGACGGUCACCACGACCAUUUCGAGUCACGGUGUCAGUCAGAUUCAUGGGAACUCCAGGAUCGAGCCAGCUCUACUAGUCAAAGCCACACCGAUCGCGCAGCUGCACACUCUGGUUAAUCUGCCGAUUUAUCUGCGUUAAAUUCAUGCUUUCUGGACAGGCUAUUACGGGAAACGGACUGAUGGGACGGGCGGAGAAGAGGAAGUGGCUAUGAUUAGGGACGAUGGUCUAUCCGGUUCUUUUGGAUCAUCCGUCACCUGGACAAGCGAGAGUGUCGACGGAUCAGGAUGGAUUCGUCGAUAGCUUGCUGAUUCAUUGAUUUCAUGUUUCAAUCGCUUAAUGACCUUUUGUUAAAUUAUUGCGCUCGAUAAUAAAACCAUUUCGUGUUUAUAGGACUUGUGUUUGCUAUCCUUUACUUAGUUAUAUUAAUGAUAGAAAUAUUGUACGAAAGGUAGAUUCGUUAAUGCAAAGUUUAACCUUGGAAAAAUGAUCAAAGCGUUGUAAUAGGACUAUGUAAUCAACGUCUAACGCCGCCCGUUUAUUAGUCCAAUAUUGUCCACCCACGCAUCUCAGUUCUUAGGAAGAAAUUUAACGCCUCAAUUAAUAAGAAACGGAAUAAGCUAUAUCCUGGAUGUAACGACUCGAAUAAAAAGCGUAUAAUCUCGCAGCUUCCCGAACGCACUUUUGCCUAUAAACUCUAAAAGAGAUUCCGCUCGUUUGCAUAGUUCGCUAGCGAGUUCUCUUCGCUAUUAUUAUCGAGCCGUGCGCCAAGAAAGCUCGUAGCAGAGGAACAGCUAUUUUCUUGCCUCGUCCGAGGUCGUCGACUCGCUAGAAAAUGAAGGGAAUUUGAAAAAACCCUGCAAAAUUAUUGCCCGUUCUUAGAGUAUCUUAUUCGUCGGACGAGACGUUUCGUUUCGCUCGUUUUCGGCGUAUCGAAGCAGGAAGAGAGUAGGUUCGAUCGAAACGAACGUUUGUCGCGACUCCAACUGUGGGAAAGGGCGCUGAAACCCUUGACCUUGAACGCUAUUCAGAACCCCAUUAUGCGGAAUAUAUUGCGGCAUUAAAACGGCCCAUGCGUCCUAUCGGUACGGCGGAUUAGUCUUCGGCCAUCUUCCGGCGUUCGGACUGAUCCGCGAUGAACUCUCAGGGUUACUGCUCGUGAAUUCUUCCUUGACCUCUGAUUGAUCACUGAUAAAUCUCGCUUCUUUUUACUGGGAAAGAAUGAAUAAUUUAUGGCAAAGUUUUGAAUUACGAGACAGAUCGAUGGCUGACGGAUUAUCAUGUAUUAGAUCACCGUGCGAUGUAUUAGAUUGACAGAUGACGUAUUAAUACGCGUUCAAUUGCUACACGAAUUACUGGUCGAUCAAUUACUAGGUGUUGCAUUAUCACACAUUAAACACAUUGCAUUGUUGCAUUAAACACAUUGAAUUACUACGAGUUCAGAUUCAAUACAGUCUGAUUGCAUAUAUUCAUAAUGAUGAUACAAAUUUUUUUAAAAUAAUAGAAAAUUAGCAAGAAGUUAAAUUUACUGGGUAAUCGAAAAAUAAUAAUUGCCUGAGUGAAGAUUUAUUCUCUCCGAUUUCUUUUUCUCGCAAUUUCUUGGCCGUGGUAAAUCACGAUUACCCUUCCCGUUAUCGAGUCAUGGCUCCGUCUGGCCUCGUAACAUAUGCAACCGUUUUAUCAGACGAAUCGUCGUUCCUUUCCGCCUCGCUGUAUCGUUCACGGCCCCGUAAACUAACAGUAACCGAAGGCGGAGAAAAAUCCGCUCGGGACACGCGAGCCAACCUUCUCAAUGCCGCUUUCUCCUCGAAUCCAUUAUGCCUCUGCGUAUCAUAGAAUUAUGAGUUUUCUGUAAAAUCGAGCGACAUCGCGAUCGUAUCAGAGGGACCGACAGCGAGCGGCCUUCUGCCGAAGCGGGAACCCGCGUGAAAGAAAAAGGUCGAAGAAUCCGGAUCACCUUCUAGCGCGAUCAAGUGCACGGCCAGGGUGAAGGAACUCGUGCCAGAUGAGCGGCAAGAUUAAAAGCGAUCCAACGUAUAUCGAGAACGUAUCUCUUAAUACGUGUCCAAGAUUCUACGAGCGCCGGUAAAGAUCUCCCUGCAUUUGGAAUCUCGUGGGUGUAGAUGACGAAGCGGUAGAUGCGAAUCGUUGAAAAUUCCGUUUGCAAAAUUUUACGUGAUGUCUUCAUGUUGGAGCCUUUACCGUCUUCUGAUCCGACGUCUCGAGAUAUGCAUAUUAAAAAUUUGGUUCAUGACUUCC
Messenger RNA from Megachile rotundata (alfalfa leafcutting bee), 3714 nucleotides. RefSeq lists its product as uncharacterized. The record is from RefSeq and is a predicted model, not a curated record. NCBI's taxonomy places the organism in Eukaryota, Metazoa, Arthropoda, Insecta, Hymenoptera, Megachilidae.